AUGAUCCUGCAUGCUGCUAAACAUCCAGAAACAGCUGUUAACGGAGUGGUUUUAUGUCAACAACAGGAUGGGUUGCGUAUCGUCGUCACCGAUUACAUUCCAUAUUUUCAUUCUCCUCUCACUUUGGCACCGAUGCUAGAAGUCGCACUACAUCAGACUGAAGCGUAUUGCAGUACGAAGAAUCUGAGAAUCUGCGGCUACUUUCAAGCGAAUGAGCACUCACACGAUAAUGUACCUACAGUGUUUGCGUGCAAAAUUGCGGAUAAAAUUCACGAUAAAUCCGGGCCGGCUUGUUUGGUCAUGCUGCGCAAUGAUCGGCUUUAUCCACCGAGGAAUGACUGUUUUGCAGUGUACACUUUGAAUCAAGAUAAGUGGUCUGAGGCGAAGUACACGAUGGAUCCCGAAGUUGUGUCCGGUCUGGCAGAUUUACUCAAAGGUGAUCUAUCGAGGGAAAUAUGCGAUUUUGAUGAUCACCUAAACGACGUUAAAUUAGACUAUUUCAACGUAAAAUUGUCCAGCCAUAUUGCUGUGAGCACCUGUGAUUAA
Echinostoma caproni is the source of this 546-nucleotide messenger RNA. NCBI's taxonomy places the organism in Eukaryota, Metazoa, Platyhelminthes, Trematoda, Plagiorchiida, Echinostomatidae. The record is from the annotation of a GenBank genome assembly.